Leucoraja erinaceus (little skate) is the source of this 4083-nucleotide messenger RNA. RefSeq names its product aldehyde dehydrogenase family 16 member A1-like. Bases 57 to 2540 code for a protein of 827 amino acids. The record is from RefSeq and is a predicted model, not a curated record. NCBI's taxonomy places the organism in Eukaryota, Metazoa, Chordata, Chondrichthyes, Rajiformes, Rajidae. The transcript has 17 exons. Gene Ontology annotation, molecular function: oxidoreductase activity, acting on the aldehyde or oxo group of donors, NAD or NADP as acceptor.
GGCCGGCAGGAUCCGUUGACCUUCUUCCGGCGGGGUCGCCGUGGCGACGGGCAGUGAUGGCUGACGGCGGCGCGCAGCACAAGGCCAGUGUGAGCGAAAUCUUCAGCAGCAUGAGUUACGGGCCGACCCGAGAGAGCCCCGACACCGUGCAGGCCUGGCUGGAUUCUCACAAGCGCUGCUUUGGUCACUACAUUGGAGGCAAAUGGGUGAAGCCAGCCAACAGGCAGUUCUACGAGUCCAAAAACCCCGCCACCGGAGAGUCUCUGGCCUCCACCACGGAGGGCCAGGACGCAGAUGUAGAUCUGGCAGUAAAUGCAGCAAAGGAAGCGUUUGAUGUGUGGAGCAAGCUUUCUUGUCAUGUGAGAGCGAGGCACCUGUACAGCAUUGCGAGAAAUAUUCAGAAGCAUCAGAGGCUGUUGAGCGUGUUGGAGAGCUUGGACAAUGGGAAGCCGAUUCGUGAGUCUCGGGACUGCGAUAUCCCGCUGGUGGUGCGGCACUUCUACCACCAUGCCGGCUGGGCCCAGCUGAUGAACGUCGAGAUGAGGCCGUGGAAGCCAAUAGGGGUUGUUGCUGCAAUUGUUCCUUGGAAUUUCCCAUUGAUGUUGCUGGCCUGGAAGAUUUGUCCUGCUCUUGCAAUGGGUAACACCGUGGUGUUGAAGCCGGCCACCUACACGCGGCUCACAGCCCUGCUGUUUGCCGAGAUCUGCACCGAGGCCGGCCUGCCUCCCGGGGUCUUCAACGUGGUGACGGGGAAUGGUGCGUUUGGCAGCAAGCUGGCAAUGCACGAAGAUGUGGACAAGAUCGCUUUCACCGGCUCCACUGAGGUCGGGCGGAUCCUCCGGCGUGCCACCGCUGGCACGGGAAAGAAGCUCUCGCUGGAACUCGGCGGGAAGUCUCCCUUCAUUGUGUUUGACACCGCAGAUCUGGACAGCGUGGUGGAAGGUCUGGCAGAUGCCAUUUGGUUCAACCAAGGCCAGGUGUGCAGCGCGGGCUCCAGGCUCCUGAUGCAGGAAUCGAUCGCUGAGCAACUCACGACUCGCCUGAAGCAUCGCAUGCAAUGCCUGCGGGUGGGUGACAGCCUGGAUAAGGGCGUUGACAUGGGCGCACUGGUGGACGAGUCCCAGUUGAAGACAAUCACAGAGUUUGUCGAGGAGGCAAAGAGCGAUGGAGCCGAGGUGUUUCAGUUGACUGAAGGGAUGCCACAAAAAGGCCUCUUCUACCCACCCACCCUCAUCACCAACGUGAACACUGCAUCCCGUGUUGUUCGUGAGGAGAUAUUUGGGCCGGUUUUGGUAGCCAUGACAUUCCGUACGGCAAAGGAGGCCAUUGCCCUGGCAAACAACUCUCCAUAUGGACUCGCUGGCAGCGUAUGGACUGAGAACCUGCCGCUGGCACUGGAGGUGGCCAUGAGUUUGAAGGCUGGGUCCGUCUGGGUGAAUGGACACAACAUCUUUGACGCAGCAGCUGGAUUUGGUGGCUACAAAGAGAGUGGCUUCGGACGAGACGGCGGCAAAGAGGGCCUGUACGAGUACGUGAGACCCUCCUGGGAGGAGCGGCCCAGGCCGAAGCCGGUGGAGGUCAAGUACAAGACGUUUGCGGCUCUGCACGGAGUGGAUCUUCCACCCAUCCCAGGACACGUUGCUCAGCCACCAGAUCCAUCAGAGCCCGACGCUCGCCCAAGUGUUGACCGGACCUACAAGGUUUACUACGGGGGUGCCCAGAAGAGGCCUUACAGCAUGUACUCACGGCCCAUUUUCGACCACGACGGCCAGUACGUGGCCUAUGUCGGUGACUGCAACAGGAAGGACGUCCGGAAUGCGGUGGAGGCAGCCCAUGCCGCAGCUCCAGGCUGGGGCAAGCGAGCGGCCCACAACCGUGCUCAGAUCAUCUACUACGUGGCGGAGAACCUUGAGCAGCGGCGGGACGAGAUGUCGCACAGUCUGAGUAGACUGACGGGCAUGACCGUGGAGGAGGCUGGGGCCGAAGUGGAAGCCUGCAUCGAGCGGCUGUUCUACUGGGCUGCCUACAGUGACAAGUAUGGGGGCACUGUCCAGGAAACUCAGCUCUACGGUGCCACCAUCAUGGUUCGGGAGCCCAUUGGUGUGAUAGCCAUUGCAUGCCCCGAUGAGAACCCUCUGCUCAACUUUGUGAGUCUCUUUGCACCGGCAGUCGUUCGAGGGAAUGUGGUCGUUAUUGUUCCCAGCGAGCGGUAUCCUCUGCCAGCCUUGGAACUUUACCAGGUCUUUGAAACUUCAGAUCUUCCUGCUGGUGUGGUGAAUAUUCUGACUGGAUCACGGGAUCAUCUGAGCAAAACUCUGGUUGAGCACCAGGAUGUCCAAGCCAUGUGGUACUUUGGCUCUGCAAAGGGGUCGAAGUUUAUUGAGUGGUCGUCGGCUGAGAAUCUGAAGCGGACCUGGGUGAAUUACGGUGUCCCGCGACUCUGGUGCCACACCCGCCAGGGAUCCGGGGAGGAGUUCCUCUAUCACGCAACACAGUGCAAGAACGUCUGGAUCCCAAUGGGGGAAAUCUUUGCCAACUAGACCCAGUGUCGUCCAGACAUCCCAACCUGUCCAGGCGUAACCAUCCGUUCCUAUGCGGCCCAGUAACACAGUGAACGGGAGUUCCGCGCAGCUACAAUCACGUACCCUCCCGUUGUUAUAUGAAUGCUUUGAUUAGCCAUUGGUGUCUUCCAAUAUGGUAGAACAUGCAUCUGGUCUGAGCUUGAACAUGUGUACUGGCAGGGUGUCUGAUGUCCCAACAGCACCGUAAGAGCUCUCUACCAACAGCUGGGGGUCAAAGCAAGUGCAAAAUAUUCAUCAUGUUACAACAGGUUAAUGUCCAACAAGAUGCUGGAGUAACUCAGCGGGACAGGCAGCAUCUCUAGCGAGAAGGAAUGGGUGACGUUUCGGGUCAGUACUGACCCUUCAGCCAGUUCUUCGUCACCCAUUCCUUCCCUCCACAGACGCUGCCUGCCCCGCUGAGUUAUGCCAGCAUUUUGUGUCUGUCUUCGGUGUAAACCAGCACCUAUAGUUCCUCCCUACACAAUAAGGUUCAGCUAUGCGUCAUGAUGGAAAUAUUUUAUUUGUUUGUUUUUGAAUGUUGGACUGUUUCCACCUUGACUCCGAGCCGAUUCCAUGGAACCUUGUUAAGAGCUGAACACUUUGGGACCUGCCAGAUCUUUGCUUUCCCGCAUUCCUCCCCUCCGUCCAUGCCUGCAAUGGCUGAUGUUAGUUUGCUGACUUGUGCCAAUUCUCGAGAGUCCCCUUUCUUUCCCGAGAGUCCCCCUUUCUUCUGCCCAACAGGCAGACAGAAUUCCUCAAACCCUGGUUGGGAGGGAACCCGUUCUACACGUUUGACUUUUCUUGUGUGGAAACCCCUCUUCCUUACUCGCCCUCCAGUGAGACAGAAGGGAAAAUUUUCCCGACUGUCAAAAUUAUUUUUUAUCCCAGGAGUGUAAAUCUGGGCUCAAGGUCACGGAUUGUGCUUGCUACAGGUUUGCCCCGUGCCACAACUUCACCACGGUUGUUACAGGUGCCGCCGCACCAGAAUAACUUGGCAUUGCUACCUGUACCCGCCUUUCAUGCUGAGCCAACAUUCUUUGAAGAGCUGCAAGUAUUGUUAUGAUGCUUUGCCUUUGGAACAGAAUGUGGGCAGGAUGCGCCUUUGCCCAAUUGCUGCGUUCACUGUGUUUUACUGAACAGGGCUGCAGUCAUUUAUCGGUAUGUCUUGGAGCUCUGUUUGUAUCCAGUCCGCCUCUUCAUUGCCUUUUAAGUGUUUAUAAGACAAAAACACUCUCGACCUAUUUCCUUCUAAGCUGGCCGUACUGCACACGCCUGCUGUAAUCUCAGUGCUAAAUGAGGCCUUUCUUGGCAAGAUCAGAAAAGUAGCAUUGGUGCAAAAAUGUAAAACAUUGAGUUGCUGUCUAAUUCCAAGUGAUUUUUGAUGGACAGCCAGAGUCUAUCGGUGCUUCCUACUGUUAACAGAAACAUGUAACCCAAAUUCCUGCAAGGUUUAGUUAACAUGAGAAACUGAUCGAAGAAGACUGAGGUUAUUAAACUUAAUGAAAUCCUUAUGUAUAAAAUA